Molecule: messenger RNA, 222 nt
Organism: Funneliformis mosseae
Lineage: Eukaryota; Fungi; Glomeromycota; Glomeromycetes; Glomerales; Glomeraceae
Source: the annotation of a GenBank genome assembly
AUGGAAAAAUUAAAUGAGAAAUUAAUUGACGUAGAAAGUCAUAACGAAAAAUUAGAAAAUUGGAGAAAUGCUUUUCAAAUGAAAUAUUUUUGGAAAGAAACUAAAACAAAAAUUGAACAAGUGUUAGGGAAAUUUGAUCAUUUACAGAUAAAAAAUACGAAAUUAAUUGAAUAUGAAGAAGUAAUCUUAUCUGAAGUAAUUUUUCCAGAUGAGAUUUCAAAC